Molecule: messenger RNA, 3818 nt
Organism: Lemur catta (Ring-tailed lemur)
Lineage: Eukaryota; Metazoa; Chordata; Mammalia; Primates; Lemuridae
Product: 1,25-dihydroxyvitamin D(3) 24-hydroxylase, mitochondrial
Biological process (GO): cellular response to peptide hormone stimulus; glucocorticoid biosynthetic process; cholesterol metabolic process
Cellular component (GO): mitochondrial inner membrane
Molecular function (GO): heme binding; monooxygenase activity; oxidoreductase activity, acting on paired donors, with incorporation or reduction of molecular oxygen
Source: RefSeq, a predicted model, not a curated record
ACCGCGGCGCCAGCAGCAUCUCUUCUACCCUCCUUGACACCUCACCCCGCGGCUCCAGACCCUAGAAGGCAGAUCGUGGACCAACAGGCGGACCCACAGUCCUCCAGCCUCUGUGGCCAGCGCAAGGCGGGCACCCGCGCCCUGAGGCUGCCGCACGGUGCCGUGGGGAGCAUCCUCGCCGAGGUCCUUUCUGCUCCCCGCCCCUCCUCGGCCCCCUGCAUCACACCUGCGAGUCCUCUUUGCCUCUUUCCAAGAAUCAUCAAGCCCCCAAAUCCCACCAGUGCCUCUUACCAACCUCGCCCUGCCCAGUCCCUGCGCCACUCCUCGCGCCGGGCCCCCCGCGCUGCCAUGAGUUCCCCCAUCAGCAAGAGCCGCGUCCUUGCCGCCUUCCUGCAGCAGCUGCGCAAUCCCGGGCAGCCCCCCCGACCCGUGACUUCUACCGCGUGCCCGCCCCCUCAGCCGCGGAAGGUGCCCCUCUGCCCGGUGAUGGCCCCUGGCGAGAUGCAGAACGCGGCGGCGCUGCCCGGCCCCACCAACUGGCCGCUGGUGGGCAGCCUGCUGGAGAUCCUCUGGAAAGGGGGGCUCAAGAAACAACACGACACACUGGUCGAGUACCACAAGAAGUACGGCAAGAUUUUCCGCAUGAAGUUGGGUUCCUUCGACUCGGUGCACCUGGGCUCGCCGUGCCUGCUGGAAGCGCUGUACCGCACCGAGAGCGCUUACCCCCAGCGGCUGGAGAUCAAGCCGUGGAAGGCCUACCGCGACUACCGCAAAGAAGGCUAUGGGCUGCUCAUCCUGGAAGGUGAAGACUGGCAGAGGGUCCGGAGUGCCUUUCAAAAGAAACUAAUGAAACCAGUGGAAAUUAUGAAGCUGGACAACAAAAUCAAUGAGGUCUUGGCUGAUUUUAUGGUUAGAAUAGAUGAGCUCUGUGAUGAAAGGGGCCACAUUGAAGACUUGUACAGCGAACUGAACAAAUGGUCAUUUGAGAGUAUCUGCCUUGUGUUAUAUGAGAAGAGAUUCGGGCUCCUUCAGAAGAAUGCAGGGGAUGAAGCCCUGAACUUCAUCACGGCCAUCAAAACGAUGAUGAGCACGUUUGGGAAGAUGAUGGUCACUCCAGUCGAGCUGCACAAGAGCCUCAACACCAAGGUCUGGCAGGCCCACACGCUGGCCUGGGACACCAUUUUCCAAUCAGUCAAAUCUUGCGUCGACAACCGGCUAGAGAAGUAUUCUCAACAGCCCAGCGUGGAUUUCCUCUGUGAUAUCUACCACCACAAUCAGCUUUCCAAGAAAGAGCUGUACGCUGCCGUCACCGAGCUCCAGCUGGCCGCCGUGGAAACGACAGCAAACAGCUUAAUGUGGAUUCUCUACAAUUUAUCCCGUAAUCCCCAAGUGCAACAAAAGCUGCUUAAGGAAAUUCAAAGUGUUUUGCCUGAGAAUCAGAUGCCACGGGCAGAGGAUUUAAGGAAUAUGCCGUAUUUAAAAGCCUGUCUGAAAGAAUCUAUGAGGCUAACGCCGAGUGUGCCAUUUACAACUCGGACUCUUGACAAGGCAACAGUUCUGGGUGAAUAUGCUUUACCCAAAGGAACAGUGCUGAUGCUAAAUACCCACGUGUUGGGGUCCAAUGAAGACAAUUUUGAAGAUUCAAGUCAGUUUAGACCUGAACGUUGGCUUCAAGAGAAGAAAAAGAUUAAUCCUUUUGCACAUCUUCCAUUUGGCAUCGGGAAAAGAAUGUGCAUUGGUCGCCGGUUAGCUGAGCUCCAGCUCCAUCUGGCUCUUUGUUGGAUCGUCCGCAAAUACGACAUCGUGGCCACAGACAAUGAGCCUGUCGAGAUGCUGCACUUGGGCAUCCUGGUGCCCAACCGGGAGCUCCCCAUCGCAUUCCGCCAACGAUAAGAUGCCUCAGAUUUUUUUUUCACCAAGACCAAGAGCAGCAAUAUUUACUCUCCUACAAGAAUGGUGCUUGCAGCUUCUGCAUUACUGGAAAGCAAAUUUCAAAAACUAGAGCAUGCAACAGCAUAUAAAGAACAUCUGGGCCCAGGUGUUUGUACUCUUUCUUGUGUACCACUGUUCCAGAAGCUGUACUGUCUAAAUGAUGGUAUUAAGAUCUUACCAACUCAGGGAAGCAGAUUGAGUGUUGGAAUGCCAAGCAUCCUACAGGGUAUACUGCUAGUUUACACUUCACCAGUGUCGACAGCAUCUGCACUUACAUAGACUUGCCCAUGAACCUGCUUUCUCUAAGACCUUUCAUGACAUGAAAGAGAGGCUGGGCACUUGUCAGUUAAUCAGGUAAACAUCUACUAAACAUUUCAGCUCCUGCUCUACCAAAUUCACUGUCUGAGUUUCUAAUUCUCAAGAGUAAGUUUACAUUUCCCAAUAAAAGGCCUACUAUGUCUAAUUGUCUAGGGCUGGGAGUGACACUAACAAUGUCCAUUUAUCGUAACUAUUUAAUGGAUUUCUUGGGAAAAUGCCUACUUAAUAACGUAAGCAAGUCUAAAUGAUGGUUAAAGUUAUCAGGACCCCAUGAAACUGCACUUUCACUGCAUUGAUAUGGAAACAAUUUUAGGAAAUUAGAGAAUACCUCUAUUUUAAAUAGAGCUUUAAUGAAGUCAGAACCUCUUAUAUUAGAAUACCUUAAUGAUUCACCGUGGCAUCAUUUUGUCAAAUGACCCUGAAAGUCUUUAUUUCAUUGAUGUAUUUCCUCUAUGGCACUGGAAUGAGAACGAAUGAACAGUUUUUAAAUUGCCUGUGUGUACAUGCCGGCACAGGCAUACACGUGCAUGUGUGCAUGUGUGUGUUCUAUGGCAGUUUGCUUCAGUCAUUUUUUUAAAUAUAUAUAGGACCUGAUUUAGGAUCUGUGGUGCAGGACAAUGUUAUGAAGUUCAGUCACAGCUUAAAAAUAUUCAGUAUGACUUUAAGAAAAUGACUUCCUAUGCUUUAAUUUUCCCAGCUAUUGAAUGGGUAAAUAGUAAAGCAGCAGUCACCAACCUUUCUGGCAUCAGGGACGGGUUUCAUGGAAGACAAUUUUUCCAUGGAUCGGGGCGGGGGCAAUGAUUUUGGGAUGAUUCAAGUGCGUUACAUGUAUUGUGUAAACCUCUCUGCUAAUGAUAACCUCUGUAUUUGCAACUGUUCUCCUGCACUAGCAUCACUGCCUCAGCCCCACCUCAGAUCGUCAGGCAUUAGAUUCUCAUAAGGAGCGUGCAACCUAGAUCCCUGGUUAUGCGCAGUUUACAGUAGGGUUUCUGCUCCUACAAGAAUCCAAUGCCCUGCUGAGGCAGAGCUGAUGUGGUGAUGCAGCGAUGGAAGCGGCUGGGAAUGCAGAUGGGGCUUCGCUGCUCACCUCCCACUGUGCAACCUGUUCUCCAGUCUGCAGCCCAGGGGCUGGGGACCACAGUAGUAAAGCAUGCAAAUGUCAGAGAUUAAUUAUGUAACAUUUGCUAUGUGAUUUGAACUCCUUGGAAAAUAUGAUUUCAUAAAUGCAAAAUGCCUAGAAAUUUACACAAUACUUGUAAAACUUAAAAAUUGUGUUUACAUAUGGUUUAUUUUUGCAUAUUUUUACUAUCACUUUUCCUAAAAGCCUAUGUAUAUUUCUGUAUAUUUGGUAAAGAUUUCCCAUUUUAGGUUAUAUUUUUAGAAUCUUUCAGAGUAUACAUUUAUAUCUUUAUAUUUUAAUAGAUAUGUACAUAUCACUAAAAUAGGUAUAUGCUUUCUCUCUGUGGUGAAAUUAUUUUUAGAAUUAUAAAUUUGCAUGUAUUGUCAGAUUUCAUCUGUAUAUCUUAAGAAUUUUAUGAAAGUAAGAAUAAAAGUUUUUAAGUAUUUGA